Messenger RNA from Coffea eugenioides, 1023 nucleotides. Its product is annotated as senescence-specific cysteine protease SAG39-like. The record is from RefSeq and is a predicted model, not a curated record. NCBI's taxonomy places the organism in Eukaryota, Viridiplantae, Streptophyta, Magnoliopsida, Gentianales, Rubiaceae. Gene Ontology annotation, cellular component: lysosome. Bases 1 to 1023 code for a protein of 340 amino acids. The transcript is spliced from 2 exons. Gene Ontology annotation, molecular function: cysteine-type endopeptidase activity.
AUGGGUGUUCCGCUCAAAUUGAUGCCUAUUCUAGUUUCAUUUUUUGUGUUGGUGAUAGGCGCUUCUCAAGCAACGUCCCGCUUGUUGCAUGAAUAUGAUGAAGCAGCAAUGGUUGAAGAGCAUGAAAAGUGGAUGGCAACUUAUGGACGUGUUUACAAGGAUGAUGCAGAAAAGGCAAAGAGAUUCCAGAUAUUCAAGAAGAAUUUUGAGUAUAUCGAAUCUUUUAACAAAGCUGGAACUAAGACUUAUAGCUUAAGCAUCAACCGGUUUGCUGAUAUGACCAAUGAGGAGUUCCGCGCUCGCAAUGGAUACAAACCAUUUACUUCAUCGAAGUCAGCAUCAUUUAGAUAUGAGAAUGUUACAGAUGUUCCAUCUAGCUUGGACUGGAGAGAGGAGGGAGCUGUUACUCCUGUCAAGAACCAAGGAGACUGUGGAUGCUGCUGGGCGUUUUCAGCUGUGGCAGCUACGGAAGGAGUUCACCAACUGAAAACAGGUGAGUUGAUUUCGCUAUCCGAGCAAGAACUGGUGGACUGCGAUACAGAUGAGAAUCGAGGCUGCGAAGGUGGUUUAAUGGACUCAGCAUUUAGCUUUGUCAUCAAAAACCAUGGCCUCACAACUGAAUCACAUUAUCCAUACUUGGGGAUUGAUGGCAGUUGCAGUGCAAAUGAGGAACAUCCCCCUGCAGCAACCAUCAAAAGUUAUGAAGACGUCCCUGAAAAUAACGAAUCAGCCCUCUUGAAAGCCGUGGCUAAUCAACCUGUAUCUGUUGCAAUUGAUGCUGGUGGACAAGAUUUUGCGUUCUACUCCGGUGGAGUGUUUACAGGAGAAUGCGGCACUCAUUUAGACCACGGUGCCACAGCCGUAGGCUAUGGAAUAAGCGAAGAUGGAAUCAAGUAUUGGUUAGUCAAGAACUCAUGGGGUGUUGAUUGGGGUGAAGAUGGAUACGUCAGAAUGCAAAGAGACAUUCAUGAUGUGCAAGGGCUUUGCGGGAUUGCCAUGAAUGCUUCUUAUCCUAUCGCUUGA